Messenger RNA from Colletotrichum scovillei, 645 nucleotides. RefSeq names its product nicotinate-nucleotide diphosphorylase. The transcript is spliced from 2 exons. Bases 1 to 645 code for a protein of 214 amino acids. Lineage: Eukaryota; Fungi; Ascomycota; Sordariomycetes; Glomerellales; Glomerellaceae. The record is from RefSeq and is a predicted model, not a curated record.
AUGGGAUGUACCAGACAGCAGAGAAAGUUUCUGCGAAGACGAAUCCAUGGAACCGAAGAACAGCAGUGGCGUGCCGUCUACGGUAUCCUGUUUCCUGAUGAGCUGAGCGAAGACAUGCCGUCUCCGUCCGUCCCGUUGAAUACCGAUGUCAGUGACAAGAAAGAGGAGAGUGUCAACAAUGCGCAGCAGCAGCACUUCCGCCUCCAGCUUCCGCACGUCCUGGACCGACGCUUCGUCGAGAACCCAACCAAUUCGGAAUCGGAAACUCCGAUAGCGGAUCCGACGACACGGAACCGACGCGGGGAGAACGGGGACGGGGCCACCGUCGACGUCGUACGGGGCGCCCAAAAGGAGCUGUACCGGAACUUCCGCCCCAUCCGACAACUAACCAUUGAGGACUUCUACGACUCUGCGCCGCUGUCACCUGGUGCCCCGGCCGACGAGACUGCAAGCCCGGUCCAGCCAGACGAGUCGAGAGAGCGGCAUCAUUCGCAUGACAGUUCUGACUUUGGGGUGCUGACCGAGUCGUCCAGGUCUGGGUCUAUUCAGUCAAGCGGGUUUGUGUACGCGUCUGAUGAGUUUUCUGUCAGUGAGGCAGAGGACAGGGGGACGUUUUUUCAGAGAUCUGGGGCGGAUCGUUGUUGA